GGAUGCAUUAUUGCAACUUACAAGAGGACGCUAAACUUUUUCACGAAAAACAAUACAAUCAAUACUUUUUUAAACAUAAAUAAAUAUAACUUAAAGAAAGUUAAGGAAGUUAUUAAAACAUAGAAAUGGAGGAAUUAUGCACAGCCUGUUUAUGCUCAGGGCGUUAUUUGUUUUACAUCGAAGGGACCGAUCUGCAACAGCCUUAUAUUCAAAUAUUAAAUGAAAUUUCUAUUUCAGAGAACAUGUUGUCUGUUAGCAUCCGUAUUUGCUGGGAGUGUAAGGCUAUGUUACAUCGCUUUUUAAAAUUCAAGAGGCAAGCGCAAUACUGCUAUAAAGAAUUACUGGAUUAUAAUACGACGGACUUUAAAAAUGUUAUAAAAAAGCCUCCAAAGUUACAAAUGCAUUCCGUACACAGUAUUAGUUAUCCGGAGAGUGAAAUUAAAGUUGAAAUCGAUGAUCUCAAUGUUAAAGAUGAAAUAACGGACAACGAUGAAACUCACUACGAGCCGGAGACGUUUGUAAAUGAUUUAGUUGUAGACGACGAUGUUAAAAAUAAGAAAGUUAAAAAGAUAACAAAAAAGAAAACAAAACAAAAAGUCAAGUUAAAAAAGAAGAAUUUAGAAGUAAAGAAGACAAUAAAAGUAGCGAGCGACGUUGAACCGGAGUGCCUUGACAGUGAGACAGAGAGCAAGAAGUGGUUUGUGAAUGAGACUGACGAGUUUAAAUGUAAGGACUGUGGGGUGAUCUUCAAAGAUGAGGCGGAGUUACAGAGCCAUGUGGAGAGUGAACAUACAGUUGAGGAGACGGUUCAGAAGAACGGCGUGAGACCGCGCAGCAAGGAGCAGCUGCCGGAGAAGCCGCAGUGUGUCGAGUGCGGAAAGAUCUUCAGCUCACGGAAGACGUACAGAUAUCACCUCAACGUACUGCACAAAGGACAGAACCGAUAUCCGUGUCCGAGAUGCGGGAAAGUCUAUCAGUGGAAAUCGAACCUGGGACGGCAUAUGAGGAGUCAUAAGGCGCGCGACUCGGGCGAGCUGCACUGCCGCACGUGCGACAAGCGCUUCGCGUCCGUCGCCACCUACCGGCAGCACCUGCGGGUGUCGCGCAGACACGUCGCCGAGACAGACUUCACUUUCAUGUGCAACGAGUGCGGCAAGCGGUUCGUGAACAAGACCCGCCUGCGCGACCACGUCGAUUGGGAACACCUCAACAAGAUCAAGUUCCGCUGUCAGCUCUGCGACAAGCCGUUCAAGUGCCACACGUCGCUCUACGUGCACAUGCAGAACGUACACAGGAAUAAGGAGAAGAAGGACAACCUGUGCCACGUCUGCGGGAAGUCCUAUCAGAACGCGGCCAAGCUGAAGUACCACAUAGUGGCGAUGCACACGAGCGAGACGCCCUACUCGUGCGAGCAGUGCAGCGCCGCCUUCGGCUGGUACUCGUCGCUCUACCGACACGUGCGGGAGGUGCACUACAAGAUGAAAAUCCAACCGAAAAAGACAAAGAAAAGCAAGAAGUUAUCAGCCGAGCUGCCGUCCCCGGGGCCCGUCUAGCUCAAAUGUUAUAUAAUAAAUACUAUACAAUAUA
Molecule: messenger RNA, 1587 nt
Organism: Nymphalis io (European peacock)
Lineage: Eukaryota; Metazoa; Arthropoda; Insecta; Lepidoptera; Nymphalidae
Product: zinc finger protein 383-like
Exons: 11
Coding region: 126-1553 (475 amino acids)
Biological process (GO): regulation of transcription by RNA polymerase II
Cellular component (GO): nucleus
Molecular function (GO): RNA polymerase II transcription regulatory region sequence-specific DNA binding; DNA-binding transcription factor activity, RNA polymerase II-specific; zinc ion binding
Source: RefSeq, a predicted model, not a curated record